Messenger RNA from Pogona vitticeps (central bearded dragon), 6890 nucleotides. RefSeq names its product zinc finger protein 346 (gene ZNF346). The record is from RefSeq and is a predicted model, not a curated record. Gene Ontology annotation, molecular function: double-stranded RNA binding; zinc ion binding. Lineage: Eukaryota; Metazoa; Chordata; Lepidosauria; Squamata; Agamidae.
AUGUUUAGCGAUUGCUAUGACAACCCCGAAUUUCACACUCCCAUCCAGACUUCCUCUGCGUCCCACCAACGACUGAGAAGGACGGCGCUGCCCGACUACUGGCAGCAGAAGAACUGCAAAUGUUUUGAGACCAAAUAUCGCGAGAACAGAAGAUACCUCAUAGGCUCACUCGAACCUUUCGAUUCCCGGGCUAGGCAGCGUUGCUCUCUCGAUAUCUGCGUAUGGGAUCAGAUCCUCUCGCGAUAUCUCUGUGCUCCGGGAGAAGAGGGAGAAUUGUGGGGGGGGCGGCGACGGCGUGAGAAGAUGGCGGACGAGGCGGGUAGCAACGGCGACGCUACUGCCUUACCGGUGGGGAAGGAGGCAGUGGAUCGUCUGAUCAAAGAGAACAGCCAUAUCUUCACAGACACCCAGUGCAAAGUAUGCAGUGCAGUGCUGAUCUCUGAAUCUCAAAAGCUUGCUCAUUAUCAGAGCAAGAAACAUGCAAACAAAGUUCGGCGAUACAUGACUAUUCAUCAUGAGGAGGAGAUCAUCCAGAAGAAGAAAAUAAAACUAGACACAAAACAGCAAAGCAGCAAUGGAGAAGACAGGAACAAAUGCUGUCCCAUCUGUAACAUGACUUUUUCCUCACCUGUUGUGGCUAACUCCCACUAUUUAGGCAAGACGCAUGCCAGGAAUCUGAAGCUGAAACAACAGUCUCCUCAAGGAGAAGCAACUGAACCUGCCCAGAAACAACCUGCUGAACCUCCUCCCACUACUGUAUCUUCUAAUGAAGAGAAUCAAAACACUUCUGACCCGGACAAAUUCUGCAAUCUCUGCCAUGCCACAUUCAAUAAUCCCCUGAUGGCAAAACAGCACUACGUGGGCAAGAAACACAAAAAGCAGGAGACAAAACUUAAGCUAAUGGCACACUAUGGGAGAACCCCUGAAGAACCUACUGCCUCCACAGCUGGGAAAGGGUAUCCCUGUGAAGAUUGCAACAUAGUACUAAACUCCAUAGAGCAGUACCAAGCUCACAUCAGUGGUUUCAAACACAAGAACCAUAUACCAGGAGGAAUUCCUGUUACAGCACGCUACCCAAGGACGCUGUAUACACGAGAGGAGACGACAGGGCCUGAUGGCUACAGCUAUUUCAGCCAGGACCUCUAGAGCAUGUGCCAGUGCUAUUUUUGGAUAUUUGGCGGCCCAAAAGCGAACAGUAUUCAUCAGCCAGCUAUGAUUAUAUUGUUCCUCUGGCUAAAUGCAACUCCUGUCCUGCAGUGUACAGGUUUAGCUGAUUCAGAACUAACUAUUGGCUAAAGGAUCUAGAAUGGACAGGUCUACUAGUUGGCAUUUGUUCAGUCCUUUAGAAUAGUUUUCAUUGUGUAAUCUGUUGCUGUAUUAGCUGAUGGGUGGGGUGCAGCUUGUGUCUGACACAAGCGAGGUUCAGCACCUGCCAAGAUUCCAUCUUGAGCCCAUCCUUUCCCUCUGCCCAGAAGAAGCAGGAGAGAGUUCUGCGAACCGUACCAGCCAGAGGAGGUCAAACUUUGGAAGAAAGCUUGUUCUUGGUAACAGUGCUGGUUAAGAGUGAGCUGUGGAAUUUGUGUAACGGACAAACUGGUGGUCUUCUCCUCUGCUAGAAUGGGGCAUUCCAUCAUUGUGUUUAUCUUGCUCCUUUCUGAAUCCAUUGGAUUUGUUUGCAGAGAUUUUUAGGUCAACAAUUUGCCAUUUGCAUUCUUUUUGUAAUUCUUCAGAUGUUGGCUGUGGAGCAUCUGGUAAUCUGUUUAAUAAAGUUGUUUCAGUUAAUAGUAUGUAUAAUCCACUUCAGCUGGGCAAGCUGGUGGAGGGCUAGCUGAAACAACUAGCAGUGCCUCCAGAAAACUGCACUUCUUUCUCAGUUCAUAGUGUUCUUAUGGAAACUAGUUUAAACCUAGCUGUGUAGCGUUGCAUUAUGUUGCGUUAAAUGGUUCAUCAGAUAUCUCCUGAUUUGACAAAAACUUCUAAAUUUGUUCUCUCUCAGAAUGUGAAAGCAUUUCAACAAAUCUGUAAAAGGAGUGGCAAUGCUGAGAAAAUAAGCUAUGUUUUGAUUUUGAUACUGGAAGUGAAUUUUGUGGCUCACCUCCCUGUUUAACUGAGGCAUAUGUCAUCUUUAUUCUAAAUGAAAGAACUGUGAUUUUCAUAGCAGUUCUGCUUCUGAACUUUGUAAAGCCAAUAGCAAUCUCCCAAGCCUUGGAUUGUGGAUGCACUACCUUAGAAGACCUUCCUGUAUGAAUUCUUCCAGUUCCAUUUACAUGAAACCGAUUUCUUUGGGGUGUCUGUUUUUCAUAGAUCUCUUCCAUUUAUUUCUGAUAACUUUUGUGAGGGUGAGGAAGAAAUUGUAGAUAUCAGCUGGAAAUAAUGUUUGAAGUCAGUUGCUUGUAGAGUUUGCUUGGAAUGGAGAAAACCAAGUUUAUGUAUCAGUCACUUUUUUUUCCUUUGCAUGAGUACAGGGGGAAAGUUAAACAGUAUUCUGGUAACCUCUGAAUUUGUUUAUAGUCAUCCAGUUGGCUCCAACUGAAAUUCUAAUCAAAUUUGUCCCCCAAAAGAAAAAUGUUUAUAGGACAUGGUAUCAAAUUGAAGAAUUGUGAGACACUCACUUAGCCAUCUUUGAGCUGCUUUUCUGCUCCUAUUCAAAACAGAUUAUGGAUCUUUUUUCUUCUUCUUUAUGAUUCUCCCCAUCAGCUUCAGAUAGAGUCUUGACUUACUAACACAUUAUUUUCCCUUGCUUACAAACUUGUUUAACCCAUGAGUCCCCAUAAUUAACAGAAUAUCCAUAUUUUCUGUAGAUGUUUCUGUGGUGUGAUUUUUGUGGCUUCUUCUGUUCUCUCUUACAUUCCAAACCUAAUCUUGGUAGCAAAGGUGUUUUUAGAACUAUUUAUGGCAAUUGAGAUGUUUUGUCCUCUGUCUUACUAGUGACAUCUCAUGUGAAUUUGCCUCCCCUUCUGUUCUGCUGGGAUGAAAGAGUUGAGUGGAAGCUUUGUCUUUACUGGUAGCUCCCAUAUCUCCAUCUGCAGUAUUGGGCAGAUGGGAAUGUGUGGACAUAGCUAUAUGUACAUUUUUUAUAUUCUUUGCAUGGGUGUAUUUUUGUUUCCUCCUAUGGUCUUUAUCAACUUUGCCAACAGUAAUAUUAGGCAGGACAAGGUUAGCAGUAUAUACUUGCAAUGUUGAUUCAGAGCCACUGGCAGAUCAUUCCAGGUAAGGAUUCCUUCUCAUCAUAUAAAUUACACUGUUCCGUCUUUGGUAUUGCCAAGCUUUUGUGUAACAAAUACUUUCUACCUGUCGAGUCUAAAUCAAGCAGACGUAUGGUUUUUUUUUAAUUAAAAUUUUAUUUUUGAAGCUUUGUUUUGGUGGUGUGGUAAGGCUUGUCAUCCUUAAUUUGCAUGUCAAUUUCCAGUAGAUUUGAAAGUGUUUCCGCCUGCUGUUUUUCCCUCCACCAUAAUCUCAUUUCUUUAUUUAGCAAACAGCAUGACUAACCCCCUUCACCUUUUAAAGUAACUGUGCAUACAAUUCUCCUCUGACAGCAUCUUGUUUAAAGUCUGCCACACAGAAUAUGCAGCCUUCUGUGAAUAAUUAAUAGGACAAAUAUGUAUCCUGAUUUACCAAUAGCUAUGUGUGUGUAAGUCUUGAUUUUUAAGCUUCAUUUUUCUUAUUCUGCAUUUAAUUUUUCUGUUUUGGCAUUUUUCCAGUGUCUAUUGCAGUAUUCAGAGUUUGGUCUAUGGUAUGCCCAGUGAGCAUUCGUAGCCUACAGAGUAGAGCUUUGGACAUGGUAAUUCCCUCUGUGAAGCUGUGGCUUUAAAAUUUGGUUUCUACUAUAUAUUGAAUUCUAUUGCUGUUGCUUACACUCAGUAUUUUUGACAAAUGCAAGGCUGAGUAAGUCAACUGUGACAUUAAUAUGAUCAGUAUGCUGACGUCGCCUUAUCAGAAGGGACAUGAUAAAUUCAUGAAUUUCCAUUUCUCUCUUGCCUCUCUCUGUGUGCAUGUGUGUGUGUGGUUUCUUUUUAGCAGCCAGACACCCUCUACCUUCUUACAAGGAUUAAAUUAUUGGUGGUGUUUUACAAAAUUAGUAGCAAAUCUAGGUUUUAUUAUGUGUGUGUUUUUGAUGCUUAUGCAUAUUGUCCUCGGGCAGUUGCCUUUUUCUAGAAGUGUACAUGAACAUACAGUAUGUUCCAAGACAAUCUGAGUGCUAUGCUCUAAAAUGAUAGAGACUUAAACUGAUACCAGCUGAGCAGUGUUUGUCUACGUGUGGAAAUUUACAUUUUGAAAAAGGCUUGCUUGGCGACAUGAAUUUGGAACAGCACUGGAUUAAAGGAAGACUGAACUGACGCUGCCUUCAUGUUCAACAUUUGGCUACAGUCAUUAGACUGAUGACUGUAAUUAAUAUCUUAAGUGUGCCUACAAAUGAUGCAAUAUGUAAAGUUUCUGCUACUUUUACUCUGGUACCACACUUCAGAUACAGGAAAAGGGUCUACUGUUCUGUACAAUAUAGAUAGUGAUUAUUGUGAUCUUAACAGGAGCAGGCAACUAUGUUGUUUGGGUUUUCAUUCUGAGGAGGAUGAGAUGAGAUGAAAUAGGAUUCAAAUUUCAAACAUUAAAUAUGAACAGUAUUAAAUCAUGACCAUGCAGACCUUGCAACAAGAGAUGUUUUGAUAAACUUAUAAUUUUGGCAGCUGGGGCCAGCAGCAUAAAAUGCACCCCUCCAAUCAGCUGUAUAAUUAAUGAGGUAAAAGUUAGUGAAUUAAUGUAAUUGCACUAUUAGAACACCUGGCCAUUGCACAGGGCAUCAGCAGAACUGUCAGAGCCACAAAACAAUGCACACACAUGUAUACACAUUCAUAGAAAUAUUGUGUAGCAAACCAUAUAUUAAUAACAUGAUUUUUUUAUUUCUUUCUUGGUCUUGUGUAGCCCAGAGGUCUGGUCUACCAAGCCUCAUAUAGACCUGUCCUCUGUCAAAGAAAUCUUUAUCUACCCAUUGUCUGAACAGACCAGCUGUCCAUCUGGACACUGCUGCCUCCUGCUUCUCCAUGUCUGGGCCACAGGCUUAACCUUCUGAGUUCCAGGUGGACCUGUUUUAAAAGGCAAGUGUCUAUCUUGUCUUUUCCUAUAGUGGUAGACCAGGCCAGCCCCGGGGGUGUGCCCUCUAAUUUGGCAUCCUGGGGCAAAGGUCCUAUAGCGUCACCUAGUAACAGCACUGCCUGUUGAUAUGUUUGUGGCAUAUUUAGAGGUGGCAAAGACCCGCCCCAUAUGUAGCUAGGACACUACAUUUCUCCUGACAGAAGAUUAAACAUUUUCCUUUGGGACAUUGUAGCUUCGCAUUGAACUAUAUCUUGUUUGUCCUAUAGUAUUUUAUAGUAGAAGAUUGGAUUGUUGCAGUCCAUCCUUUGGUGCAUGAAGACAUAAUGAAAUCUUUAGCAGUGAAAGCCAAAGAUACAGGCGCUGAAAAUCAGGCCAAAAGGAAGAUAAAAAUUGUUAGCAGGGUGGGUGCGUGGUCAUUAAAGAGAUUUGCUAGACCUUUCUUAUCAUUUCCAACUAUCUAUAAGUCAAUGUACUACAGGGACAUGCAGUUAAACUAGUCUCUCAUUGGUCAUUUCAAGAAGUAAUCUGUAGAAAUAAUUAGGUAAGCACUCCUUCCUCUUGUAUCUCUGCAAAGAACCUUCCCCCCCCCCUCUGCCAUGGUAAGUUAUAUCAGAAUAUGUGUUUGUAUUGUAGAAGAAGUCUGAAGAUUCCAGAUGAACGUGUACAAGAACGUGUACAAGAGACCAAUAUAUAUUGUUAUCCCUCAGUGUUCCACAUGAGGAGAGGUGCUAAUAUGCAAAUUACAGUUAUAGUUCUUUGUGAGAUUCCUGAAUAUUUUAUAUGUCCACACUGACAUUUCAAAUGGCAGCACAAAGUUUUCCUGACAUAAUAAUUUUUGGAUUUCAGGACUGAUUUGUUCAUUUUUAUGUAUUUAUUGAAUUGUUGUAUUGGCUUCAUAUAAGGAAUUCUUAGCUAUGGGACAGAUCUCCACGAAUAACCAUGCUGAAGCUAAUUGACUAAUUUUAAUUAUGUCCCAGACAAUGGACUAUAUAGGUCAGCACCAGACUGUUGGAGCUGGGAAGGGCAGGAAAGAUUUUGAACUCGCCUCCCAUCAGCCCAUCCAAUCACAGUCUAGCUUCUAUUUCUGUAAAAAAGCAUAGAGGAAAUAUUUUUCUUUGUAGCACAGCUCAGUUGUGUUCACUGGAACAGAUGCUACAAUUGUGGAAAGAUUGUUCCUCUUUGGGUUCAGAAUGCUAUGAGAGGGGGACUUUGUCUCCUUGAUAAAUUUGCUGCUCAUGUGUUCUAUCUAGUACACACAGGCUUGAAUCCUAACUUUCACAAAUGGAGUAUUGCAUGUAGAACAGAGUUAUCUUGACACUCCUUUUUCCUUAGCCCUCUUAAAAUGCUCCCCCUCAUUUGGGUUUGGAAACUCUCCAGAAUGGUGUGGGGUGGGAGAAUAAAGGUAUAACAAUAUGUAUAUUUGGGAACCCUAAUUUACUGCAGUGUAUUUUCCUAAAUUGUAUCUUGUCCUAUUCAGGUGACUGAACACUUGGGUAAGGGUUGUAACUGAGCAUGUACAUUAAAUGUAAAAGGUAUAGACUCAAUUGAGAAAGACACGAGUGACUGCCUCUUGAGCGCUGGUGCCAGUCGGUGUUGAUAAUACUCAGCUGGGAUGGGUCAGUGAUCCAGCUUGACAUAAGGCACCUUGCUGUCUUCCAAGGUUCAUGCAAAAAAGAGAGAAAACACUAGAACAAGGUGAACUUCUAAAAUGUAUACAGUACUUAGCAGUGUCAAUGCUAAUGGAACCAGGUAGAUAUAUUAACACAGCACUUUGUUGAUUAUACUUUACCCUGUGAACAAUA